AUGGCAGUCUUGCUGGUCCUGAUUUUGAUGAGCUGUCUCUUCAUGAACUCCGAAUCCAUCAGCAGAGUUGAUUUCCCAGAUGGGUUCAUCUUUGGAACUGCUUCUUCAGCUUACCAGUUUGAAGGAGCUGUGGAUGAAGGAAACAAGGGAGUUAGCAUAUGGGAUACUUUCACAAGGCAACCAGGGAGGAUCCUGGAUUUCAGCAAUGCAGAUAUGGCAGUCGACCAAUAUCACCGGUUUAAGACUGAUAUAGACUUGAUGAAGGAUUUGGGAAUGGAUGCUUACAGAUUCUCAAUAUCAUGGUCAAGAAUUUUUCCUAAAGGUACAGGAGAACCGAAUCUGGAAGGAAUAGAAUACUACAACAGUCUUAUAGAUGCUUUACUUGAAAAAGGAAUUCAACCCUAUGUAACUCUCUAUCAUUGGGAUCUUCCACAGAUGCUUGAAGAUAGAUAUGAAGGAUGGUUAAGCAAACAGAUAGUAAAAGACUUCGAGUAUUAUGCCUCUACCUGCUUCCAAGCUUUUGGAGAUAGAGUCAAGAACUGGAUCACCUUUAAUGAACCCCACGGUUUCGCACUCCAAGGUUAUGACACAGGUCUUCAAGCUCCUGGGAGGUGCUCCAUUCUUGGGCAUUUGUUCUGCAAGACAGGAGAAUCCUCCACUGAACCAUACAUUGUAGCUCACAACAUCCUCUUGUCUCAUGCUGCAGCUUAUCAUAAUUACCAGCUCCAUUUCAAGGAAAGUCAAGGGGGUCUAAUUGGAAUGGCACUGGAUGCCAAAUGGUAUGAACCGAUAUCUGAUAGUGAUGAGGACAAAGAUGCUGCACGUAGGGCAAUGGACUUUGGAAUCAGAUGGUUCCUUGAUCCACUUUUCUUCGGUGAAUAUCCACUGUCAAUGCAGAGGCUUGUGGGAAAGAGACUACCAGAGAUCUCACCAAAAACAGCCAAGUUUCUGUUGGGGUCCUUGGAUUUUGUUGGCAUAAAUCAUUAUACCACAUUAUAUGCCCGGAAUGACAGGACACGAAUUAGGAAAUUCAUAUUGCGGGAUGCUUCAUCUGAUGCAGCGGUUAUUACUACCUCUUUUCGAGGUGGAGAAGCUAUUGGAGAACGAGCAGCUUCUCGCUGGCUACACAUUGUGCCAUGGGGCAUCCGAAAGUUAGCUCGAUAUGUGAAAGAUAAUUAUGGCAAUCCACCGGUUAUUAUAACUGAAAAUGGCAUGGAUGACCCAAAUAGAGGUUCUAUACCUUUAGAGAAGGCUUUGCAGGAUGACAAGAGGAUAAACUUUCACAGGGACUAUCUCACAAACUUAUCUGCUGCUAUAAGGCAAGACAACUGUGAUGUGCGUGGUUAUUUUGUGUGGUCUUUGCUUGACAACUGGGAGUGGAACUUGGGCUAUUCUGUCCGUUUUGGACUCUACUUUGUGGACUACAAGAAUAACCUUACAAGGAUUCCAAAGACCUCCGUUCAGUGGUUUAGACGUAUUCUCAGAUCCAACAGUGGUCUGAGAAACCAGUUUUAGAAUCUAGCUUGAAGAAACUAAAACAAGCUCAUGUUGUACCCCAUAAUGAAAUUUAAAAUAAUUUUUUAGAAGAAAAAAAAAAUUUGGUGAAAAAUAACCAUUAAGAUGUGGGUUCAUGAA
This is a messenger RNA of Vitis vinifera (wine grape), 1635 nucleotides long. RefSeq names its product putative beta-glucosidase 41. NCBI's taxonomy places the organism in Eukaryota, Viridiplantae, Streptophyta, Magnoliopsida, Vitales, Vitaceae. Bases 1 to 1515 code for a protein of 504 amino acids. The record is from RefSeq and is a predicted model, not a curated record. Gene Ontology annotation, molecular function: beta-glucosidase activity. Gene Ontology annotation, biological process: carbohydrate metabolic process. The transcript has 13 exons.